This is a messenger RNA of Talaromyces stipitatus ATCC 10500, 996 nucleotides long. Its product is annotated as gibberellin 20-oxidase, putative. Gene Ontology annotation, molecular function: dioxygenase activity. The transcript is spliced from 3 exons. Lineage: Eukaryota; Fungi; Ascomycota; Eurotiomycetes; Eurotiales; Trichocomaceae. The coding region runs from base 1 to 996 and encodes 331 amino acids. The record is from RefSeq and is a predicted model, not a curated record.
AUGAGCGUCCCUCUUCUAGAUGCGUCCCAGCUCGGAGCCGGAGACGAGGCUCGUAAGCGUUUUCUCGACCAUCUCCUCCAGAGCUUUCACGACUACGGAUUCGUCAGGUUGAUCAACCAUGGCGUCCCAUCAGACCGCGUGCAGGAGAUGUUUGGCUGGGCAAAGAGGAUUUUCGAACUCAACAAAGAGCGCAAGCUGGCAUGCGAGAACAUUGCUGAUGGGAGCCCCCAGCGAGGUUACAGUGCGAUAGGUGCGGAAAAGACGGCCGCAUUGUUCGGCCACUUGGUAGGCCAUGAUGUCGACGCAAACUUGUACGAUGCGAGAGAGCACUUUGACUGCGGGUCUCCCAAUGAUGCAGAAUACGCCAACCGAUGGCCAGAGGACCUCCCCGGAUUUCAACCGGCGAUGGAAUCAUUUUACGCACUCAUGGCAGAUUGCACGCGAACCCUGAUCGCGGCGCUGGAAGAAGCUCUCCAUGUCCCACAGGGUACACUGAACGGGAAUAUCUCAUCAAAGACGCAUAGUGCCAGUGAGCUGAGGCUGAACCACUACCCCCCAAUUGCGAUGAACACGCUUCGAACCGGCCAGGUGUCGCGAAUCUGGCUGCACUUCGACCUGGGCGUGAUUACAUUGCUGUUCGCGAGCUCGGUGGGAGGGCUGGAGGUGGAAGAUCGCAACGCGCCGGCCCAGCAGACCUUUAUCGCUGUAAACCCGGAAAGCGAGGCCGAGCUUGUUGUAAAUAUCAGUGAGACGUUGCAACGCUGGACCAACGACGAGUUACGCGCUGGCUUGCAUCGAGUGAGCUUCCCUACCCAACUCGAUCAGAACGGAGGCGAUGUCGAGAUCCCUGCUCGGUAUAGCAUCGCCUAUUUCUGCAAGGCAGAUAGACAGGCAUCGCUGGGUUCACUCCCAGCUUUCACCAGGGGAACCAAGCCGCUGUAUCCCGAUAUUACGGCUCUGGAAUACCACCGCUCUCGGCUGCAGACGGCCUACUAA